This is a messenger RNA of Ilex paraguariensis (yerba mate), 1164 nucleotides long. The record is from the annotation of a GenBank genome assembly. Lineage: Eukaryota; Viridiplantae; Streptophyta; Magnoliopsida; Aquifoliales; Aquifoliaceae.
AUGGAGAGAAUGAAAGGUAAUGAGCUUCAACAUAAGGUUGAGAAGAAGAGUAUGAAUCAUCUUGGAGAUGGAGUGGCGUGGCGUCGAGGUGCAAUGAUCGGCAAAGGAAGUUUUGGGUCGGUUUAUUUGGCCACUUCGAAGAAACCUAGAUCGCGAUACGGCUAUUUCCCAUCUGUUAUGGCUGUGAAAUCAUCUGAGGUGAGAAUGGUGAGAUGGUGUAUAACUUGUUGUUGGAGUAUGGUNGGAAGUUUUGGGUCGGUUUAUUUGGCCACUUCGAAGAAACCUAGAUCGCGAUACGGCUAUUUCCCAUCUGUUAUGGCUGUGAAAUCAUCGGAGGUCUCUGUUUCAGGUGAGAAUGGUGAGAUGGUGUAUAACUUGUUGUUGGAGUAUGGUUCUGGAGGAACCCUAGCUGACAUGAUUAAGAAAUUGGGUGGCAACGGAUUGCCUGAAUCCGAUGUCCGUCGAUNUCCUGGAGGAACCCUAGCUGAUAAGAUUAAAAAAAUGGGUGGCAACGGAUUGCCUGAAUCCGAUGUUCAACGAUACACAAGGCGAAGAUUGGUGAUUUUGGGUUGGCAAAAAGGGUUGGUGGGAGCAAGAAGAGGAAAUUGGAGCCAUAUUGGAGAGGCACUCNCAUCCGAGUUGAAGGUGAAAAUUGGUGAUUUUGGGUUGGCAAAAAGGGCUGGUGGGAGCAAGAAGAGGAAGUUGGAGUCUUAUUGGAGAGGCACUCCACUGUUUUUGUCUCCUGAAGCAGUGGUUGAUAAUGUGCAAGAGCCUCCGUCUGAUAUUUGGGCUCUCGGUUGUAUUGUGCUUGAGAUGCUAACUGGGAAACCUGCGUGGAAUGGGGAACAAGAGUUGAACGUUGAGGAUAUUCUCAAAAAAAUUGGGGAUAGGCACGAAUUGCCUAAAAUUCCAUUGGAGAUAUCAAAAGAGGGGAGAGAUUUCCUGAAGGGUUGUUUUGUGAGAAAGGAGAUGUACAGAUUUACUGCUGAAAUGUUGUUGAAUCACCCAUUUGUGGAAGGUAUAGUUGAUGUUGAUGACAUUGAAGAUUUAGAGGAGGUUGCAGAUGUCAAUGAGGACAGCUCCUUAUUGAUACUGUCCAUGGCUGAUGAUGGACUCAGUUCUUCCUCUUUUUCGGAUGAUUACAACUUCUUUUCUGAAGAGUAG